This is a messenger RNA of Mya arenaria, 4263 nucleotides long. RefSeq lists its product as uncharacterized. Gene Ontology annotation, molecular function: RNA nuclease activity. Gene Ontology annotation, biological process: mRNA processing. Bases 299 to 2182 code for a protein of 627 amino acids. The transcript is spliced from 9 exons. NCBI's taxonomy places the organism in Eukaryota, Metazoa, Mollusca, Bivalvia, Myida, Myidae. The record is from RefSeq and is a predicted model, not a curated record.
AUUUUUUUAAAUAAUAUUAGAUCUAACAGGACUUUAUUACUGCGUGGCUUGGAUAUUUUCUCGUUUCAUUUAAACAUCUCAGUGACGAACGUCGCUGUACGAAAUUUUCCAACCGUUAAACUUUACGUACGAAUUCAUGGAAAUUAUGCCCAGAAUUAAGGAAAAUAAAGAACAAUUUACGUGUGCUAAACAGACGGAAUCUGACCGUAAAAGUGGACGUAAUAUUUAAUAGAAACCAAAUGAUAUAUAGUACUUCUUUCUGAAUAAAAUACAAUCCUUCACAAACCUUCUAUGAGGCAUGGGUCGCAACAAGAAGAUGACCCAAGGGACAUCAGAGAUAUCAUCUCUCAGGAAAAAGCUUGAAAAGAGAGAAAAGGAGAUUACCAAAAAGGAUGAGGAGCUUGCCAAGAAGGAUGAGGAGAUUACCAAAAAGGAUGAGGAGCUUGCCAAGAAGGAUGAGGAGAUUGCCAAGAAGGAUGAGGAGAUUGCCAAGAAGGAUGAGGAGCUGGCCAAGAGUGAAAGAAAGAACAAGAAGUUAUGUGAGCAGAAUGAAUUGCUCAGAAAAAAAAUAAUUACGAAGGGUGCCAGUGAUUUUCAACCCACAGUUGACCUGAUGCUGAAUGAUGUUGUAGCGAGUGAUGCACCAAAUGUUAUAGACACUCAUGGACAAUGUUUAGGUGCACAAGGUGGCUCUUAUACCCCAGCACAAUCUUCUUCUGAUGAGCCAUUGACCACAGAAUAUGAUAUUUAUGAACCAAAGAGUUUUUACACAAGUGAUUGCGAAUCUGAUACUGUACCUAAUGACUGGGAAGAGCGAUGGGAAGAGCCAGAGUCCAAUAACUUACUGAAGCAGGUUGAAUUGCUCAGAGAAGAUGUUCUCUCCCAGGGUGCCAGUUGUUCUCAACGUACAGAAGACGUGUUUUUGAAUGAAGCUACAGCGAGUGAUGCAGCAAAUGUCAUAGAGCCUCGUGGACAAUGUUUAGGUGCAGACAGUGGCUCUAAAACCCCAGCACAUACUCCUUCUGAUGAGCCAUUGAACACACAAGAUGUUGAUGAUGCAGACAUUUCCCAUCUCUGUGCCUACCAUGAGCCUUGCACCUCACCAGAAGCUAAGGCACCUACAAACGAAACUAGUAGGCCAUCAAUACCUGCACCAGCAGCUAUUGAAGACAUAUUUUGGCCUUCACAAACACUUGAUUCUUGUUACCAAGAACUGCCGAAGGAUUGGCUGCCCCAAAAUGUGCCAGAUGUGUUUUCUAUCAAACAGUUCAUGAAAUUAAAGCUUCUUCCAUUCGGUAUUGUUGUCUUUUUGAUAGCUAGUUUGCUAAAGUUGUUAAAGAAAGUUCAUGUCAAAGGAAUUUUGAUCAAUAAUUUUAGUGUUGAGAAUAUAUGCCUGUGUAAGAUUGAUGGAUGUUCAGUACUGAAGAUUCUCAACCCAAACAUGCAAGCUACAUCUAUGCCCAUGGAUCUGUCAAAACCUAUGUUAGAAAGGUGUCAAUCAGACUUGAUUCAACUUGUUAUAUUUUGUUCGGACAUCAUUACAAACUUUAAAGGAAGCAAGGCAGUAACCGGUAAGGACCAUGAUAUUUAUUUUGGUGUGUUUCAGAAAUUUAAAACAAAUGGUAUUUACUCUAAAUGCAAUGCAUUCCUAGAAUAUUUUAUUCUUACAAGUGCUUACAUGAAAGAGUUGCAUCCCCUGCUUAAAGAAUACAUUAAGAACCCAAACUUUACAUUUUUGUAUGAGGGCAGAAGCCUGCACCUGUUCAAGGAAACGGAGCAUUCCUGUAUGCAUUGCAUAAUGAGGAUUAUCUCCCAAGAUAUACAAAAGGCACCUCGAAAUGACAUUGAAUAUUUACAAAAGAAAUCAGUAUUUGGUACAACAGACUGGAAACUUCAUGUUGAUGAGCAUCUGGUCAAAGAUUUUGAAAUGGGGGAGAACGCCAGGUAUUCUGGUAAGAAAGUGACAGAUUUAUUUAGAUUCUGCAAAAACACCUUGAGCCAUUUGGUAGAGCGAAGAAACCAACAUGGCGAGUUCAAUAAAACAUUAUGUAGGCUAUGUAUACAUAAUGAUAUAGAAUUCAUGGAUUACAUAGAAAGCAAAAUUCCGAAACUGCCAUUUCAUGUUUUGUCUGGGAUUUAUAUGUACCUACAAAAGAAAGUGACCAACUUUGCCAUUGACUAGGAGCUGUCUAAACAAAUCAGAAUAUUCUUUCAGUAGCCUGUUAAAUCCUUUAAGAUGUGCCAGGUACGUGUCAUUAAUGACCCAUGGCAUUAUAUUUAGUUUUUGUUUCGAUGUUGGAUUAAUGUAAGCUUAAAAUCCCUGAGUGCAAAGAGGUUUACAACCAAACUUAAAUAUAGAUAAUUUAUUUUGAUAAUGAAGCAAUAUAAUUCUCUGCUUGUGAGUAAAACGAAUAGAAUCAAUAGCUCUGACGAAGUAUAGGUCAGAACAAAUGUCUUUACGUGUUAUGAGCGAAAUUGUGCUGGUCAUUUGAGUGUAAAGGACAUGUGGUAUUUGAGUAAGGGUGGUUGGUUAUAUUGGCAAAUCAGUUUCAGGUCUAACUUCUAACAGUGACCAUUGAUUUUAUUCAAAUUCGAAAAAUAUUUAUAGAUUUAUAGACAUGAUUGAAAUUUGUUUCUCACAUGCAUGCAUACAUGUCUAGAUGGAUUCCGUACUUCCUGUAUUCUGAGGAAUGAAUUAGGGGUUAUCUGUUUUAGUUAAGCCCUAGGUGCAUCGCUACGUUAACACGUUUUAUCCACUCAACUGGGUGUUUUUCGUGGGCGGCUGUCAUUCCUAUGAAGGAUAUAUGAUGAAACCUGUAUCACCAUUGUAAUUAUAAAGAGGCGCAAUUUUGACACAGAAUUAAUUUUAACUAUUUGUAACUAUUGACGCCUAGUAGUGUACAUGUUUGAUUAGGGCAUGUGCCGGAUGGGCCGGCAGAAUUCAGACUUAAUGGAUAGAAGAGAGAAAAGAAAAGAGCAGUUUGUUUGAACUUUACAGUGUUUAAGUAUUUAUGUUGAGUGUAUGUUUGUUGCUUGUAUGUGUUUAUAUAUGCCACUCUGCUCCAACAUUUUCCAAAAUAAAUCAACGUCUUGCCCACUGCAAACAUGUGUUUGCUUUUGAGUGAAUAUUAUUAAUGAUUUCAAAUUCACUUUAUCAGCAUUGAACUCAAGUGUUGAUGAUCGUGCUUCUGUCAAAAUCAACUCCUUUGCCAUUACUGGUGAUUAAAAAAUAAUGAAAUCAAAAUGUAAUAUUUUUUAAUUUGCGCUUUCUUUUUUGAAUUUGUACCAUAGCUGUUGGGGAGCAUACAUCAUUUACAAUGAUAGCCUAUUAUUAUUUAUUUUUUAAUGACUAUUGAUAUAUUUGCCAUCAAUGACCUAGUUUAUGUUGCUGUGUUUGUAUGGAUUAUAGUUAAGUUAGUUGUAUAUGAAUGAAGUAGUUAUGAUUGCAGGUAAUGCUUUAAGUUUUGUUGAUUUUUCUUUUUAUUCAUUCAUUGUUAUAUUUGUUCAUGUUUUUUUCAUGUUUUUAUUUAUAUGUGUAUGUACCAUUGUAAAUAUUUGUAAAUAUUUUUUUCAUCAUGGGCCAUAUAUGGCUUAUUGUAUAUGAAAUAUACCUUCUCUAUAAAUGAUUUAAAAUCACAUGACACAAAUCCUCUCAACAUUGAAAUAAAGUGUUGAUUAUCAGGCUUCUGUCCACAACCAAUUCCUUUGCCAUUUGUGUAACAUGUAGUUAAAAAAACAUAAUUGAGAAGUAAUAUUGUCUCAUUUUCCCAAAAUUUUGUACCUUAAUCUUUAAUUAUUAUUAAAUAUAUUCAAUCCAUGUGCCAUCAUAAAUAGCGUUCCUGCAUUCACAUGUUUCAUAGUUUUUAAUGCAUGAUUAUAUAAUAGUUCUAAUGACUGCAAGCUAAUAAUUAUGAUCAAUUUACCAUUUUAUUCAUUUUACUUUUUUGAUAUUGUAAUUAUUGUUCAUGUUUUUAUAUUGUUUCAUUGAUUUGUAUUAAAAAGACUCUAUUAAACUAUUUGCUGUUUAGCUUUGAUUAGCAUUGUAACAGGAGCUAAAACUUGAUUCAAUACAUUUGAAGUAAACUUUUAUGACACAGGUGAUCAUCUUUAAAACCAUUUCGAUAUUUAACUACUUUAAGUUGUAUGUUUCAUUAUGUUUUUGUUUCAAACUUUGGUUCAAAUAUUCUUUGAAAUCAUGUAUCUGCAUAUUACUGUAAUAAACAAUUUAUUUUCAAUAUAGAAAAUCAUAGAAUAAAUCGUUGU